Orbicella faveolata is the source of this 4060-nucleotide messenger RNA. Its product is annotated as melatonin receptor type 1B-B-like. Gene Ontology annotation, molecular function: neuropeptide Y receptor activity. The record is from RefSeq and is a predicted model, not a curated record. Gene Ontology annotation, cellular component: membrane. Gene Ontology annotation, biological process: G protein-coupled receptor signaling pathway. NCBI's taxonomy places the organism in Eukaryota, Metazoa, Cnidaria, Anthozoa, Scleractinia, Merulinidae.
GUCUGGGGAAAGGGGGAUCAGAAAUGUAAAAGAUUGUGCAACAGUAUGUUUACUACGUGACAGAAAAGGGUCAUUUUAGGAGCAUAAUAACUUUGAAUUCAAGCAUAAUUUUGAGCAUACAGUCGAACCUAUUAAGCCGCCAACCCGUAUUAAGCAGCCAGAUAUCAAAGUCCCGAAAUUAUUGUCAGUAAAAUUUCUAUUAAAAAGGAAACCCUUAUUUAAUACACAUCGCUGGGACCCGCUGGGUUUUGGUUUGGAAAAAGUAAUGGCAGACAAGUGUCCGAAGUUGAAAGUCACGACUGAUGAAAACUUUCAAACACACGUUUGUUGUGGUUGUUGUCACGGGACUAAGCCAUUAACCCGAUGGCAAAAAAUAUGACUUCAGUGCAGACCACGUGAUUUUCAAAAGAUAUAAUAUUGUCGUGACAAGUGAACCAGAAAAACAGUGAUACGUAGUCUAUAUUAUGUACAACAGUAGUCACAAGCCUUCAGGCAUGUUUUUAAUUGACGUUUCAACUAAGUUUCGUGAAAAUUCCCGAUAUUAGUGUUCUCCUCCCAUUUCCCUGAGGGUGGCCGCUUUAUGGGGGUUCCACUGUAAUGUUCUGGUUUCAUGGGUGACACCCAAAAGAAGAAUACUCGAUCUGCAGAGGUAAUCGCAUGAAUGCGAAUGCAAUUAAGGAUUAAUACUAUGAGUGAUAUAUGACAAUUUUCUCCGAACUGCAAGGGCCUUUAGGGGAGUACAACUGAAAAAAAAGAUCAAUUUUCUCGAGUGUGAUCUCAGACGGAAUUGGAAUCACCUUUUGCACUGUGGAAUUGGACUCCGCCUUGAGGUAGAGAUCGGAUUUUGAUUUAAUACUUCCGUUAAAAAAACAUAGUUCGUGCAAUUUUUGGUUGCAUCACCCAUGAUCCUCUAUAACGUGAGACGUGGUCUUUUGUUAUUUGUGUGCAGCUUGUUAUAAAUUGAUUUAGUCGGUUGCAGCACGUUUCAGCCAUUAACAUUAUAGCAAACGAUGUAGCCAUCUGGCUGCUAUUUUUGCCUUCCCUCUUCAGACUCUUCAGUCUCCUUGAAAUUUCCAGAAUGAUUAUAGAAGUUUGCAAAAUGAAUGGAAGACCGCCCACCGGUCACGUAACAAUGGUUGUUUAUAAACUCAAAUACAAAAGGAGUUUUCUGCGACAGUAAAUCGAUGGUGAAAAUGGAAAUGUAGAGAUGAAAAACAGUUUUGCUAAAUCGUGUUAUUAAAGCAUGUUUCAUUUUUGAAAUUCUCUCAGAGAACUUUGAUAAUUAAUUUUUUCCAGUCACGGUAUACUUGCAAGCAUAGGCUAGCAGAAGUUAACAGCGCGACAAGGUCAUUUCAUCUAAUCCUUGCAAGGAAACAGCUAAAGCCGCACACACCAAUAUCAUGUAUCACGGAAAAGUCUUUGUUUCUUUUGAAUUUAAAAUGCAAAUUCCUGCCCUCAGUUCAAUUGACUUGUUUUCCCCGCCCACCACUUGAUGAUAUUAGCAUACAUCCAUAACAAAUACCGUUGAUAGUUAGUUUGCCUUCAUUUACUAUAGUCACACUACAUCCGCGCAACAAUGUCUAACAUUUCUCUGGAGACUGGUCCUAAAAAUACGCUUGGAUCACGGCAUUUGGCACUUAAGAUCGUCGAAAUUUCUCUGCUUUUUCUCAUCAAUGUUUUAUCUCUGGGAGGAAAUUUACUGGUUUGCAUAACGGUUUACAGAAGACCUGUUUUACGAACUAUUACGAACAUGUUCAUUGUGGCACUCUGUGUGACGGACAUAUUGUUAGCAUCUGUCGCGAUGCCCUUAACACUGGGAGCGCUUAUGAUGGAUUACUGGCCGUUCGGCGAGCUAGUUUGCCAAAUUCAAGGAUUCAGCAUUCACUUACUGGUUUUCCAAUCUCUUCAAAUCAUCACCUUAACAGCAACAAAUCGGAACCUAAAUGUUGUUCGUCCUUGGCUAUACAAACGUUUCUUCACGAAGCGGAAAACGUUACUAAUAAUUAUGGCUGUCAGUCUGUUAACUGCUGUCAUCAUGGGCACUCUUGUAGUUUCACUUUCAUCGAGAUACAUUUUUCAUCCUGGAAAAGCCAUCUGCGUUAUGACGUUUGCAACUAUUAAACAAAGCCUACGGUUCACGAUUAUAUUCAGUGUGUUCUUUGUAGCGUUUCCAACCAUUAUAAUCUUCGCCUGCUAUGUCAGAGUUUUGCACACUAUUCGGACCAAUCGCCGAGAGUACGAAGCAACCCGAGGGGAGCACGAUUCUAGGUCGAUUUUAAGCCGAGAAGAAGUGAAACUGUCCAAAAUUGUGCUCGUGAUUAUUUUAGGAUUUGCGUUUUGUUGGGUUCCGUGCGUGAUUAUUGAUAUCAUUGACACAACACAAACUGAAUGGUUUCCUCGUCAAGUGUAUCUGUUUUACACUUUCCUGGCUUACACGAGCGCAGUUUUAAACCCUUGGAUUUAUGGAUUUAUGAACAAAAUGGUUCGCAAAGAAAUGUAUUUCUUAUUAGCGUGUAGAUUUCGUUCUUGAAAAUGUGAGGAUAAAUUACUUGUGGACGUCUUAAAAUUUAAUCGUUUUGUUUUUUAUGUGCUUUUAUGCAUCUGGAAUGUUAAAAAGUAUUUGUAUUGUGUAAUUAAUUUUGUAAAUAUAUAAGUUAUUUAAAAGAGAUACUCAGAACGUUCGCGAAAACCUUUUUUUUUUUUUUGAAUUUUUCCCCCAGACAUGCCUGGGCAAUAUUUAUGUUUUAAAAAACCCCUAACUUCUUAACGCUCUCAAAAAGGCUCGGGGCGGUGAUGGAUGGUUUUAUACGUAGUCGUAGGCUAUUAAAGGUCGGACUUAAUAAAAGCCUUGAGGCCAAGUCAUUUAACAGUUAUUAAAAUAGACUGCGAACACGAAAAAGUAAUCUUUUAUUCAUUUCAGUUCAGUUUAUAUUUCCCUGCAUAAUCAGUAAAAAUUUUUACUGUAACGUGUAGGUAGGACGAUUGCUUUCCGGUAUGAUUUCUGAAAUAAAACUUACGUAGUCAGACGUAGGCGCCGCCAGUAACCCAUAUCACUUUCAAUCCGUAGAUCAGCCAUCGAUUAUACAUUACCACCAUAUAGAUAACAAUGAUAAACAUUGCCUCUAAUAAUGAAUUUUAUCCAAUACACGCUAAUUCACCUGCUUGAAAAGAAAAACAAUCUGUGAACAGUCUGGCAGAAUAUCCGGAAAAGCCUCUCAGGUCUUUCAUCACUAAACUGAGCAUAAAUUAGUCAUAUCUUCACUCGCGCCAUCCGCAAGUCGAGCCUACAACCUUUCAAAAUAUUAUUUUAAUCCCUGAGCGAGACAGAUAUCAUCUUUCCGUGAUAACUUGCUAAUUUUCAAGGCAAGAUAACGCAACAAAAAGCCCGCCAAUCCGCAGCGAGUGACGCAAUUCAUAAAUGCUGGGGAAAUUAACGCUAAUUUCAGUUUCAAGUCAGGCACCAUUCAGUCUAUAGGGGUCCUAUAGCUUUCUAGCUCGCGCUGUUUUCCUAUCCAUACGAUCUCGUUGAACAUAUUUUCAAUGCACUUACAAUUUUAACCUGUAUUCCAUUGAAUUUAUCUCUGGUCUUGGUACAGUUAUUUGUUAUAAAAGUGGCCCAUUGUCGUCCGUCUCACGUCAUCAUUGCCUUUUUUCUUUCACUUUUCUUUUCAGCCGAAGGAAAUUGUGGUAGAGAAUGGCUAAUGAAACCCCAUUCACAGGCGUAAGCUUAAGGGUAAUUUUUUCCAGGUUUUGUGGGGUAGUUGGGGGCGGUGAAUCACUUUCCCAAAAAAUUUUCCCAAGUUUCCCAAGUUUUUUCUCAGUUACAUUUCAAUCCAUGGUGAGACUGAAUGUAUUCUUGUAUAUAUGAAUCUAUCAUAUAGAUCACGUUGAAACGGAAAUAACUGUCUCUGCCAUUGCGACGGCCGAAAAUAUCAAUAAUACAAUCCAUGUCAUUGUUUAGUUCAGAGCUGGCCGUAUUCCUUUCAGUGUUAAAGGAACUCAGUGACGGUUUCCGCAUAUUGAAAAGUUUAGCCUCAAUUUUCAAAUUCGUCGUUUGGAU